ACGAAAUGCAUUCUGGGAUAUAUAGCUGUCCCAAGUCUACACCGAUGCAUGCUCGAUAAAAUGGGCGGAUCGAGAACACAUCCGGGACUUUUUCGCGUUCUCGGCGUGAUGCGUACUUCGAAUUGGAACAGUACUUGGUCUCCGACUGAUGACGUAUCACGAGUACACGAGAACGCAAGUACGCACAAGUACGCAUAUUGAUAAACGCCCCCUGAAUUGGGACACAGCCGUUAUGCAGCUGAGUCACGUGACCGGGGGCGGAGCAAGGUGUGCGUGUGUGCAGUAGAUGAGGCGAGCACAGAGAGAGCUGCUUUUCAUAAAACGGGAGUAAAGUAGUAAACCAACGUUUGGAUCGAUAUCUGCAUCGAUCUGCACACCCUUGUCUCCUGGAUCGUAGGUGAGAUCAGCGUGAACCACGGUGGUCUCUGCUCCCUGAUCUGUUUCCUGUGUUUAGAAAGACUUCUAGCUUCAUCACGGAGUUUCUCUCGGUUUGUGGGCUCAUCUAAAGCCAGACACUUUUCAACUUAAAUAACCCGGUUAACGACAUCCAAGAUGGGCUGCGGGAAACGCUACGUGAACUCGGCUUGCUCCGCUAACCAGGCCUCGAAGCCUCGGCGUUGCCUGAUGCCGGCGGCCGGAGGAGGGGACAUCGGAAGCGGAAGCGCGGCAAGCGGGCGGGAGUCUGUGCUAGGCUAAAAACAAACCCUAGCCGGCCGGUGUUGUGCCAAAAAGUGGUUGCCUGCGAAAAACUGAUUUCCAGUGUUUCUGUGCAUUUUUAUGUGUAAUAUCUUUACGUAUGUUCGUAAACACACUUGGGUGAACAGGGUUUACAAAGGGGUUAUAUAUAGAAUUAAAAAAAUAUCUGUUUUUCAAGUAUCUUUACAACUCUGUGUUAUUGUACUUACAUUAUAACCAAUCCGGUCCUUUAUCCCCUCUUAAAAUAUUUUUACAGAACUAUUGUGAUAUUUGCUGCCAUUUCUACUGUCCUCUUGGCCAGCUUACUCUUACAAAAGACAUUUUUAAUGUUAAUGAGAUUUUUUUUAACUGCAUAAAUAAAGGUUACGUAAAAGUCACUGCCAAUAACUGAUUGCGGCUUCUACCUUGUUGCACGAAUGUUGUUUGUGGCUCAAGAUGACUUUAUGUCAUCCAUAAGGGAUGCAUUUGACAUACGUUUCACAUAUUAUAGGCCAACAAGUUACUUAUAGCAGUUUAAAUACGAGCAAUCACUUUUUGGCAAAUACCGGAAAUCAGUUUUUGGCAGACAAUCACUUUUUGGCACAACUCCGGCUCUCCCAUUUAUCAUCUUAUCCAAUGUCUGCUCCCUGGAUAAUAAACUGGAUUACAUCCGACUCCAGCAGGCUACACAGCCUGAGGUUAGAGACUGCUGUGUCUUUGUUUUCACGGAGACAUGGCUCAGUGACAGAGUACCGGACGACGCUAUUCAGCUAAACGGCCUGGCCUCGUUUUGUGCAGACAGAAAUGCAGCUCUGUGCGGUAAGACUCGCAGUGGCGGCUUGUGUGUCUACAUCAACGCGAAAUGGUGCAAGAACUCUGUGCUAGUUUCUAGUUAUUGCUCAUCGCCGGUGGAGUUUGUGACUGUUAGAUGCAGACCUUUUCAUUUACCACGGGAAUUCACCACUGUUUUCAUUAUCGGAGUGUACAUUCCACAGAGCGCUAAUGCUAAGGAAGCGCUAAGGGAACUGUAUACAAAGAUCAGUGAACUGCAAAACACACACCUGGAUGGACUGUUUAUUGUUGCUGGAGAUUUCAACCAUGCAAAUCUCAAGUCAGUGCUUCCUAGAUUCCAUCAGUAUGUGGACUUUGCAACGAGAGGGGAAAACACACUGGAUCUUGUUUACACAAACAUCCCCGGCGCAGAUCGGGCAGAGCCCCGCCCCCACCUUGGCUACUCAGACCACAUCUCUGUUAUGCUAAUUCCAGCAUACAGACCACUCGUCAGGCGAUCAAAACCGGUUCUGAAGCAGGUGAAAACCUGGCCAGCAGGAGCCAUCUCUGCUCUUCAGGACUGUUUCGAGAGCACUGACUGGAACGUGUUUAGGGAGGCUGCAACUUACGGCGACUUCACUGACUUGGAGGAGUACACGUCAUCAGUGUCCAGCUACAUCAACAAGUGCACCGAUGACGUCACUGUCUCCAAGACCAUCAUCUCACGACCCAACCAGAAACCGUGGAUUACUGCGGAAGUGCGUGCACUUCUGAGGACCCGAGACUCUGCCUUCAAAGCGGUAGAUAAGGUGGAGCUUAUAAGAGCUAGGACCGAACUUUCUCGGGUCAUCAGAGAGGCGAAGCGCGCACACGCCCAGAGAAUCCACAACCACUUCAAGGACAGCGGCGACACACGGCGCAUGUGGCAGGGCUUACUAACUACAGGACGACAUCACCUGCCUGUGAUGGUGACGGCUCCCUCCCAGAUGCGCUGAACAAGUUCUACGCUCAGUUCGAGAGGCAGAACAACGUGGCGGCGAGGAAGUCCACCCCUUCUCCGAACGACCAGCUGAGUAACAGGAGGAGAAGAGUCUGGUGGAGCAGCAGAGGAACAAUUUCAGCCGUUUGGACUCAGCUCAGUCACUACAGAGGAAACCAUGACUUCAACACAAAAGGACCAACAUGGAGCGAGAAGUCAGCGCUCUCAGGAGGCCGACAAACGUCACAGAAGAAAGGGAGAGAAAACCUACAACUGUGAGGAGUGUGGAAAGUCUUUUGUCCAGGCUGGAGACUUAAAAAAACACCAACUCAUCCACAGUGGAGUUAAAGCAUACAGCUGUGACUUGUGUGGAAAGUCUUUUACCCUGCCUCAAACCUUAAAAACACACCAACUCAUCCACAGUGGAGUUAAACCUUACAGCUGUGACUUGUGUGGCAAGUCUUUUACCCAAGCUGGAGACUUAAAAAAACACCAACUCAUCCACAGUGGAGUUAAAGCAUACAGCUGUGACUUGUGUGGAAAGUUUUUUACCCGGGCUGAAAACUUAAAAACACACCGACUCAUCCACAGUGGAGUUAAGCGUUACAGUUGUGACUUGUGUGGAAAGUCUUUUACCCAGGCUGGCGGCUUAAAAACUCACCUACUCAUCCACAGUGGAGUUAAACCUUACAGCUGUGACUUGUGUGGAAAGUCUUUUACCCAGGCUGGCGCCUUAAAAACACACCAACUCAUCCACGGUGGAUUUAAAUCUUACAGCUGUGACUUGUGUGGAAAGUCUUUUGCCUGGGCUGGAGACUUAAAAAGACACCAACUCAUCCACAGACGAGUUAAACUGUACAGCUGUGACUUGUGUGGAAAGUCUUUUACCCGGGCUGGCGGCUUAAAAACACACCAACUCAUCCACAGUGGAGUUAAAGCUUACAGCUGUGACUUGUGUGGAAAGUCUUUUACCCGGGCUGGAGACUUAAAAACACACCAACUCAUCCACAGUGGAGUUAAAGCUUACAGCUGUGACUUGUGUGGAAAGUCUUUUACCCGGGCUGGAGACUUAAAAACACACCAACUCAUCCACAGUGGAAUUAAAGCUUACAGCUGUGACUUGUGUGGAAAGUCUUUUACCCAGGCUGGAGGCUUAAAAACUCACCAGCUCAUUCACAGUGGAAUUAAACCUUACAGCUGUGACUUGUGUGGAAAGUCCUUUACCCAGGCUGGAGCCUUAAAAACACACCAACUCAUCCACAGUGGAUUUAAACCUUACAGCUGUGACUUGUGUGGAAAGUCUUUUGCCUGGGUUGGAGACUUAAAAAGACACCAAUUCAUCCACAGUGGAGUUAAACCUUACAGCUGUGACUUGUGUGGAAAGUCUUUUACCCAGGCUGGAGACUUAAAAAAACACCAUCUCAUCCACAGUGGAUUUAAACCUUACAACUGUGACUUGUGUGGAAAGUCUUUUUCCCAGGCUGGAGACUUAAAAACACACCAACUCAUCCACAGUGGAAUUACACCUUACAGCUGUGACUUGUGUGGAAAGUCUUUUAAGCGGGCUCACAGCUUAAAAAAUCACAAACUCAUCCACAGUGGAGUUAAAGCAUACAGCUGUGACUUGUGUGGGAAGUCUUUUAAGCGGGCUCAAAACUUAAAAAGACACCAACUCAUCCACAGUGGAGUUAAACCUUACAGCUGUGACUCAUGUGGAAAGUCUUUUUCCCAGGCUGGAGCCUUAAAAACACACCAACUCAUCCACAGUGGAGUUAAACCUUACAGCUGUGACUUGUGUGGAAAGUCUUUUAAGCGGGCUCAAACCUUAGAAACACACCGACUCAUCCACAGUGGAUUUAAACCUUACAGCUGUGAGUUGUGUGGUAAAGCCUUUGCUCAAAGUACCAACUUACAGAGGCAUCUAUUUACCCACUCUGGAAUUAAGGUGUACAGCUGCGACUUUUGUGGAAAAACUUUCAGUGAAAAAAAGUACCGAAAUAUUCACCUACGGACUCACACUGGAAAUAAUGUUUCCUGCUGUGAUCAGUGUGGGAAACCGUUUACAACAGAUGUACAGCUACGACAACACAUGUUUAGCCACACUGAGGAGACACCUUAUAAAUGUGACCUGUGUGAGAAGACUUUUAAAGCUCCACAUCAGCUGAAAAAACACCAACAGAUCCACACCAGAAAGUAACUCUACUAGUGCAGUUACUGUGAGGAUGUAUUGAUUUUAACCUGAUUGUUUGGAACAAGUCUGAUCAGUAAACUUGUGGAAUUAUACUGAAUGAACUGUUUGGAAAAAUGAAGAGUCAUCUUUGUCCGGUAAGCUGAGUGUUAUAAUGUAAACAGUAAAAUUUAAUUGGACGUUAGCAGAGAUGCUUCUUAUUUAAGGCGACGUUCAGGAUAAAAACGUUGAAGGAAUUCCAUUACUUACACUGUCUUUGUUUAGAAGUGGAGCAAAGCACAUGGAUCCAGUUCUCAACCCUGUUGUCACUGUGGUGGUGAGAAAGCGUUUUUCUGUGACCUUUGUGGAAAAACUUCCAAUCAUCAAUGGGACCUAAAAACACAUCAACGUAGACUAGUGGUGCAACGGAUCAAAAAUUUCACGGUUCUGAUCGGAUCACGGUUUUAAAGUCACGGUUCGGAUCAAUUUUCGGAUCAGCAAAAAUAGAAAAAAAAGACAAAAAUUCUACUCGCCGUUUACUUAUUUAAGUAUUUUUUUCCUAUUAAAAACAUUCAACUGAAGACUGGUUCCACGCACUUACAAAAAAACAAAUUAAGGUGCAAUAUGGACAUUAUGGGCCAUGCUGGGCAUCCUCUGCACACGGCCAUAAACAACCAGAGGAGUCUGGUGACAGGUUACUUCUCCCAAAGUCAAGGACCAGCAGACUUAAAAAGUCCUUUGCCCCACACGCCAUCAAACUGUUUAACUCCUCGCUGGAGGGGAAACGGGGACAGAGGAGGGGGAACAAGUAGCUGUAGUGCCUUUUCACUGUGCAAUAGUUUUUGUUAAUAUCUAACGGUGUAGUAGACCCACAAUACUUGAAGUGUGCCUUUCCCUUGUAUUCUUAUUCCUAUUUAUUCUAUUUAUCCCUUUUGUAUUCUCUGUAUUUAUAAAUUUGUAUAUUUGGCAUAUUUCUGCUCACUUUCUGUAACUUGUGUCGGUGCUGUGCUACUGGAAACUGAAUUUCAGUUUGAACCCACCCGAAGGAUAAAUAAAGUUUCAUCUAAUCUAAUGUAAUCUAUAGGGCAGUGCAGGGCUUUGUAUCUACCUCUCCCCUGUGAUAUGACGAGCGGUCACGGUCACGUGGCUUUCCGUAGCGCUGGAGCUCCACCCAUUUGUAGUUAGAGCAACAGAAGAUGCCUGGGACAGUUCAGCCAUAACUUUAAACUUCUCCUGCUCAUACAUGCUUGGAAUGAUCUUGUCACUGAAGUGGACGCGCAACGAGAGAUCAUAGCGUGGCUCAACCACGUUCAUCACAGUUUAAACCCCUUGUUUUGCACAACAGACGACGGCCUCCCGUCUGCAGCUAAACAACCCAUUAGCUUUUGUAAUAGCUUUAGCCCGGUCGGACUGGGCAGUAAAGGGCUGCUUAAAUGCCGCAAACUCCUCUGUUCUGCUGCUUGGACCGCUAGCGUUGACCAUAACUACCGCUUGACAGACUGACCGCGCGCACUAUACGCAUACUUUUUUUUUCUUUUUCGAAUCUUCGAAUCACGUGCGUACCGAACCGUGGAGUGGGAUCGGUUUGGAUUUCGGAUCAACCGAGAUCCGUUGCACCACUAACGUAGACACACUGGAGUCAAAAUGAACUACUGUAAACAAUGUGUGAGAGGCUCCCACACCCCAAGUACAUUAAAAUACAUGACCUCUUCCACAGUGGGGUCAAAAACCACAUCUGUGACCAGUGUGGGUCAUCCUUCACCACUGCACAUGAGCUUAAUGAAAAAGCAUAAGCGAAUCCAAACAGAAGAGACACCAUACAAGUGCAGACACUGUGACAAAAGCUUCUAAGAAUCAGGUCAUCAUAACAAACAUGAACGUACACACAUGGAAGUGAACUUCAGCUGUGACCAGUGUGACAAGAGCUUCAGGAAUCUCAGUUCAUACUCCGAACACAAACGAUCCCACACUGUAAAUAAACUGUUUCACUGUUACCAAUGUGCAAAAACAUUCACUUCAUUAUCUGCUCUGUGCAAACAUCAGCCUGAUCAUGCAGGACUGAAAUCACUGGAUCACAAUGAAUCUGAAGAGAGAGAAAGAUCCUCUUCUGGUUUCAGGGUCGGACUUAAAAACCUUGAGAUCAGGCUCCACAGAGUUCAGAUGGAACCUCCUGUAAAGAGUGUCAGCUGAUGUCACACUUGGAUCUGAUGAGGUAGCUCUGAUUUCUGGACCUGCAGUGAAUAACCCUGAAUGUUACAUUCAGGAAGCUGCAUGUAUAGAUAUGCAUAUCAAGUUAAUUUUUUUUCGUUUGAGGGAAUUUAAUUUUCUAAAAUGUUAUCCCUGUUACAUUUUAUUCUUUGUUCCCUUAGGACACAGUAGUGUUUAGUAGUUGUACUUGUUACUGUAUUAUUAAAGCUAUAGAAAUAUCUUUUUUACCAAACUGAUAUUGUAUCAAAAUUACAGAUAUGGAUAUAUAUCAAUGUUGGGUCUGUGUUUCCACAUGCCCCGCUAGUUUAGAGACUUAUUCCUCAUGAAGAACGCAAAACAUAGGAGAUCAUCUUCAAGAACCAGCUCUUGAAGCCUAAAUCCUUCAAAGAGCAGCUGUCCUCAUAGCCUUUUUAUGGACAUGACAGUUACAGUUUACACAAUACAACACAAGCACCUCCCACCAUAAAACCCCCCAAUGGUUCUAAGACAAGGCACUAUUAGUGUGUAUGUGUAAGCACCCAUAUGCAUGUGCAAGAACGUGUGUGUGUGUGUCUGAGUGAGUGUGUGAGAAUGUGUGUGUGUGUGUCUGAGUGAGUGUGUAAGAAUUUGUGUCUCUCUUUGUGCGUGAUUUCCAACUAUUUCUAACAACAUCCUUAGUAGGGCUGCACGAUUAAUCGUUAGAAAAUCGCGAUCUCGAUUCAUACUUAUGUGCAAUCUCAUUUCCAAAUGACAACGAUUUAAAAAAAAAAAAAAAAGACGACGACGAUUGUACCGCAUUUUGAUCCGGGACGUAAUCUGCAUGAAAACAAGCGUUCACUCUUCCUGCUCAACAAAUGACAAGGGCGGAGCCUUAUACCACGUGAUACAGAAGCUGUGCCGUGAUGCUCAAAUUGGCAGGGAAAAACAACGGAGAACACGUCAGGGAUGACGAGAAAGUGACAGGAGAAAAUUCGUGGAGAAAACCACCCAAACAUCAAUAACAGGAACCUUAUACAGUGCUUCCCUAUACACGUCGAACUCUCGCAGGCACAAAGAAAUUACGGAGGCUAUUACUUAUCACCUGAUCAAAGAUAUAUCAACACUGCAAAAUGAGGGAUUUAGGAAAAUGAUCAACACCCUAGACAAACGCUACACAGUGCCGUCCCGCAACUAUUUUUCUAUUGUUGCACUACCUGCUCUAUGCUCCUGACUACCAGGAAAAAAAAUGUUGUCCAAUCAAAAAAAUGUUUAAAUCCCCCAAUGUUUGUAAGGUAAUCAGAAGACUGAAAUAAUUUUUUGGGAAAAAAAAGUUUACAUUUUUUAGAUAUUACAUGUCCACUGCAGAGGACAUUGAAAGGCCAUACAUGUAAAAAUUAACUUUGAUGGCAAAACAUUUGCUUCAACUCUUCACCAAGGAGAAGUUUGAAUUCAAGGAACUGUAGUGGUUUCUUCCCCCAAAAACUGCAAACCACUGCUAUACUGAAGCCACGAGUUGGUGAUUGCCAGAUCAAAAAGUAGAGAACUGCACAUACUGUCAAUUUCUGAGUGCGAGAGACCAUCCUGUAGAAACUCAACAUUCAAAAGGACUCGUUUUCUGGUCAUUUAAAAAAACAACAAAAUGGAGGAAAUGACUACAAAUGUCCACUAAGGAGGCCAUUUUUUAAACACUUCAAUACUAUACUAAAAUGAAGUUAGAAUUAAGCAUACUAUGUUUUAAUGUGUUAUUAAGAGACUUAUUUAAAAUAUGUUAACAACAUUUAUAGCCAAAAAUUGCUCAAUAAAAAGUUUUAUGCACUUUAAUUCUUUCCAUAAAAUGUGCUUGCAGUGAUGGCUGCCAUGUUCCUUAAUGAAAAAACUAAAGUUCCCAAAGCUCCACCCCUUCACAUUUGGUAUCAUUGGAAAGCUCUAAAUGUCCUCUGUAGAUACCAAAAGGAGGCAAUUCUAUAGUAUGCAGUGCAUGGGAGAUAUUCAGGUUUAGAAAGGUGCUCUACAGAGGACAAAUUUGUAUUGCUGGUAGUCAGGAGGCUAUACACGCAGUGUCGAGCAACGGUGGAGACGGAAUUUCAAGCAGUACAACAUUUUGCGGCAACCACAAAAUGUGAGGCAUUUAUUGUUUUUAUGUUUAUUUAUUGUUUUUAUGUUCAGUUUCAACUGUUACGAAGUUGAUGUGCAGUUAAUAAGUGCAAUAAAUAUUUAUAUUGGAAAAGAAAAUCGUGAGAGAAUCGUGAUCUCAAUUCUAAGCAAAAAAAUCGUGAUUCUCAUUUUAUGCAAAAUCGUGCAACCCUAAUCCUUAGUCAUAAAAUGGAAAUCUCUCCCAAACCCAAUAUAUGGUUCAAUUCCUGUAUUGGUUCACCAUGCACAACACAGUGAAGCCAUACAAAGGGCAGGAAGCUUACCAAACAACAAACAGAAUCUUCACAAGGGAUGUGUCUACAAUAAACCCUCCCCAGCACAGAGUAGCUGGAGAGGCGGUCAGAGACAAAGGAAUGUCUUGAUCCUAUAGAUUGAACUAAGACUCUCAAAUUUAAGAACCACAAUGACAACAUUCAACAAUUACACUUCAGUCAAUUUCUUUCAUUUGAAAAUUAACUUCUGUUUUUUAAAGUAUUCAUUUUAAAGAAGUGUUAAAAGUUAAAAGAGCAGCACACAUCAAGACCAUUUUAAAGAUCACAGGUGACUACUUUUAGUUGUUUCAAAUUCUAUUAAACCUCUAUUUUUGGCUCCUCCUUUUACUUUAGUGUAUUUACUGUAUUUACUUUUAAUGAAUUCAUUUUGAUCCACAUGUUCUGCAGCUGUUUUCUUGUUACUUUGAAGUUUGCAUUAUGAAGAUCCUGAUAAUGUUAAAGCGUUACUUAUAUUUCAUGAACUCUGUGUAAAGUUUGUCUUAUUAAACAGUUUGGUGUGAAAAAUAAAGAAAUGGUCUCACAACAAGUAGUUUGAGCCAUGAUUUCAGAUUCUAAGUAAUUUAACAGUUUUCAGUGGUACAUGUGGAGGUUUAUCAGAGGAGGAUACUUGGCUGUGCUCCACUCACACUGAACAGGGUUCCUGCAGCUCGUAAAAAACUCUGAAAUGAUCUUCAAGGACAAAAAUAUUCGAUUUUUCUCAAAAAUGUGCUGUGGUGGUGGUGAUGUUCCUGCAUUGCAACAGUGGUUUUAAGAUGUGUUCUCCCCCCCUGCUCGUCUGCACGACUCUCACGGAGCACCACUUUGAAACGCAGCCUGUCUGGCUGUUGAGAGGGGCGGGUUGUCUUUAAAGUGCUUCCAGGUAAUUAAGAAGUGAGCGCAGGGUUUUAUACGGUUCUGUGGUGAUUGUCACAAAGUGAACAAGGUCUCACGGUUUGAUGCUUAUCCCAUGCCCCGUGUUGACCCGGACUGUAUAAGCACUGGUUGCUUUUUUAUUAUGCUACAUUUAACCAACGCCCACUGGCAGAUUCCCUUGUGUGCAGAGUCCACAGACAAAAAUGUCCUUCUCUACUCUGUAUGGUUCGUAUCAAUUCGUCACACUUCUGUUUGCCUUGGUUGAAGCCCGACCAUUUUCCAGCACCUCGUGGAGCACUAGCUCACUCUGCAUAUGCUGUUCCUUACCUGGAUGGUGUUGUCAUUCAUAGUGAUACCUCGGUGGAUCAUGUGCAGUGGUUGGUCACAGUCCCGGAGUCCAUGAGGCAGGCAGGGCUGAUGGCAAACCCAAAGAAGUGUGUGGUUGGAUGCUUUUUGGGUUUUUUUCCUCUCACCCUCUCUCUCGCACUUUUUUUCGUUUCACUCCGCAUGCAAGCCUUGUGCUUUGCACUGGGAAGAGGGGGAGGGGCGGUAGUUAAACUCACAGUAGCACAGGAACAGAGCGGGAGGGAGAGAGAGAAAGAGAACCAGGGACAACAACAUCACAUUAAAAAGGUAUGGUAAUCAUCCACAACUAUUUUCAGUUGCAGAUGAUAAAGGAUUCAGAAAGUUUAUUCAUGCAGGCCCAUAUGACAGAGAAUGUGCAUCUUCUUUUUGUUUUC
Pelmatolapia mariae (spotted tilapia) is the source of this 10776-nucleotide messenger RNA. Its product is annotated as zinc finger protein 91-like. The record is from RefSeq and is a predicted model, not a curated record. Gene Ontology annotation, molecular function: DNA-binding transcription factor activity, RNA polymerase II-specific. The transcript has 4 exons. Gene Ontology annotation, cellular component: nucleus. NCBI's taxonomy places the organism in Eukaryota, Metazoa, Chordata, Actinopteri, Cichliformes, Cichlidae. Bases 2604 to 4622 code for a protein of 672 amino acids. Gene Ontology annotation, biological process: regulation of transcription by RNA polymerase II.